CCCAGAUGUCAGCCAUCCGCCCAGAUGUACCUAAGAAGACUGAAGGAACAAAUACAGAACCCAAAAAAGACACAGUGCCCUCCGCAAAAAUCACUUCAGAGUCAGAGCAUGAGAAAUCUUUCAGAAGCACCCGUUUCUCUGAAAACCAGGGGUACCGACCGGGACAAUUUAACUCCAGUGAAGAUUUGUCUCACAUUCCUUCUACGCACCUAGCAGCAAAAAUUGAAAAUGAACUUCCAGCAUCAGCUAUCACCAGCACGACGACCUCCCCCUACCAGCAGGGGAAGGUUCCCCUCCGCCAUGCCUACUAUACCAAUGGCUGUGGAGUUGCCCAGGCUUCAGUGAGGCAGCAGCAGCCACGGGGCUCGAAGAACCAGCGCAUCGGAUCUACCACAUCCAUCUGCACCAACAACAGCAAGAAGAGCUGCAAGUCUACAGCUUCUCAGAUUCAAGAGGUGGCAGGGGACGAGCUGUGUGCCACUCUCCUCUUGGCCUGUCUCUUCUGCCGUUCCUCUGACAUUCUGCCUCUUCUGACUGGGUCCUUCUGCUUCCCCUCCUGCUUUCCACUCCCAGCCUGCAGCUCCAGGCUCCUCAGUCUUUGCUCUGACCCCCAGGGCUGCUGCUGUUGCUGCUGUUGCUGUUGCAGGCCUGAAGGGCCAGGCCUGGAGUUAUGUUAUCAAACUGGCGACUGUCUUGAACUUGCCUUAGAAGUAUCCGAACUGUGCUACCAUUGACUAACCCUGCCUUCCAUGGCUGCCUUCUACUACUAACUCUAAACUUCUUCUGGGAUCUUCAUGGCAGACUGCUGUGCCCACUGUGCCCUCGCCUGCCUCUUCUGUGAGUUCAUGUCUCUCUGCUCCCUUGCCCUGGAGUGUGGGGCCUGUGGGGGCUGCCUGGAGGCUUGCUGUGGUGGAGGCAGAGGGGAGUCUCUGGCUGAGGGAUGCUGUUGUGGGGAAGCAGGCGGCGGAGGGAGCUGCCCCUGUGGUUUGGGCUGCGGGAUGCUGCAAGACUGCUGUGGCUCCUCCGACUGCCUGGAGAUUUGCCUGGAGUGCUGUUCAAUCUGCUUCCCAGCCUGAAUUCCCAGCUGGGUUACAACAAGGCCCAUAACAUCCUCCAGUGGUUGCUGACUGCAUUGUGGGCGUGCGUUUGUCCCUUUAAAAAUCUCCUCCCUGACUACAGAGCAUGGCAGUAGACCAGUCUGGGCCAGGCUUUAUGUAUUAUAACAUCAUCAGACAACCUCCUCCAUCUGAAAAACAAACAAACACAACAACAAGCAAAAUGUGUGCACGUUCACAGGCAGAAAAACACUGAGCUGGAUAU
This is a messenger RNA of Sceloporus undulatus (fence lizard), 1320 nucleotides long. RefSeq lists its product as uncharacterized. The coding region runs from base 6 to 734 and encodes 242 amino acids. NCBI's taxonomy places the organism in Eukaryota, Metazoa, Chordata, Lepidosauria, Squamata, Phrynosomatidae. The transcript has 5 exons. The record is from RefSeq and is a predicted model, not a curated record.